UGCAUCGGAAUCAGCUCCUUGGUGGUCUUUGGGGACUUCGCGAUCUGGGCACAACAUUUGGGGGCUUGUCCGGGAUCCCCAAAACCCCCAGGACCCCUGAACCGGAGGGUCGGUACCGGCCAGUGAGUGUCUCUGUGUUUAUAAAGUUGUCUGUCUGUAAUUCGGGGGCCCAGUUUCUGAGUAGGUCGGCAGAUGGUCUAAGCGGACACGCAGGCGGGCUGCCGACCCGGGAUCCUGGCAGACGUUCCAGAUCCUUCUGGAGGGGACGGAGUGCCCCAUGAGUAUGAGUCUGUGAGACUCCUGGAAGGAUGGUGCGGGUCGCUCCCAUGGCAUGGCAUGAGGCCAUUGUCCUACUUUCAGUUUUGCCUCCGAGGAUUGUUUUGUCUUGUCUCUCGUUUCUCUGUUGUGCUUGAUUGUCUGUCUAUCACCGUGUGUUGUUGUUGUCACUUGACUUGGACUGAGACGAUGGGACAGACCGUGACCACUCCUCUGUCCCUUAUGAUGGACUAUUUUAAAGAGGUUAAAGAGUGCGCUCAUAAUCUAUGUCUAGAAAUAAAUUUAAAAAAAAAUCCAGACUUGUCCUUCUGUGUAGUUCAGAGUGGCCUUCCUUUGAGGAGGGAUGGUCCCCCAAGGGAACUUUUGAUUUGCAGAUCAUAUGCAGGGUCCGUGUAGCUGUCUUCCAUCCCUACACAGGACAUCCUGAUCAGGUUCCCUACAUUGUCACUUGGGAGAGUUUAAUCUGCGACCCCCCACCAUGGGUCAAGCCCUUUUUGCUUCCACAGAAACAGCAGCCGGAGGUAAUCCUGACAGCCUGUGAAAAGACUCCCAGAGAACGCGACGGAAAAAGACAAACCGAGACCAAGCCAACUGCCCUGCUUUACCCAGUUAUUCAAGGAGGAACUGAUGAAGCCCACUUGAGAUGAUUGUCAGCAGCUCCUCCAGAUCCUGUUUACAACAGAGGAGCAUGAAAGACUCCAGAAUGAGGCCAGAAAAUUGGUUCCUGGUGACAAUGGUCAACCCACCACCAAUGAUGAUACUAUCAACACUUCUUUUCCUUCGUCCCAGCCCAACUGGGACUUCCACACAGCAGAAGGUAAGGAGAGGCUCCGGGUCUAUCGCCAGGCUCUGUCGAGAGGUCUCAAAGGGGCUGCUCAAAAGCCCUGCAGCCUUCCUAGAAAGAAUUCAGGAAGCCUUCUGUAGGUAUACUCCUAUGGACCCAGAAGCAACUGAGACAAAGGCAGCUGUAAUAAUGGAUUUUGUCAACCAGGUGGCGCCAGAUAUUAGGAGAAAGUUACAGAAAGUAGACAGAUUAAGAGAGAAGAGUAUCCAGGAUUUAGGGGCAGUGGCAGAGAGAGCGUAUAACAACAGGGAAACCGCAGAGGAAAAACAGGUAAAAGCUGAUAACCACCAGACUCGAAACCUGGCUCGAAUUCUUCUGGCCACCACUGUGGGAGAGCUGAGGGAAUGUGAACGUCAUCUGAGAAAGAUUGUGGCAGAAGGACAAGGUAAGGGGGAACAUAGGGAUCGCCCCCGAUCGGGAAAGAACCAGUGUGCUUAUUGCAAAGAGGAAGGCCAUUGGGCCAGAGAAUGCCCUAAAAAGCCGGGAAGCUGCCCCAAGGCCCCCAUCCUGGCUAUGGAUGAACUGAGUGAUUAGGGGGGACAGGGCUUGGUGCCCCUCCCCGAGCCCAGGGUAACCCUUAAAGUGGAGGGGGAGCCCAUUGAGUUCCUGGAAGAUACUGGUGCUCAACAUUCAGUUCUGCUUAAACCACAUGGCCAUAUAUCUGACAAAACUUCCUGGGUCCAAGGAGCCACAGGCAUGAAAAAAAAUAUAUUCAUGGACUACCUGAAGAACGGUGGACUUGGGAUUGGGCCGGGUAACCCACUCAUUUAUGAUUAUACCUAAUUGCCCCAUCCUCUACUUGGAAGAGACUUGCUCACUAAGUUAGGAGCCCAAAUCCAUUUUCAGCCCGGGGGCACGGAGGUCCUUUACCAGGAGGGAAAGCCCAUCCAAGUGUUAACUAUGAGCCUUGAGGACGAAUAUCUGCUACAUCAGAAGCAGUCCCCUCCUGAUCCUGACUGGAACAAUGGCUUGCCAUGUUCCCGCGAGCAUGGGCUGAGACUGGGGGCAUGGGGCUGGCCGCACACAUGACACCUGUGUUCGUAGAGAUAAAGCCAGGAGUGGACCCUGCAUGAGUUCGCCAAUAUCCCGUGUCCCUAGAGGCCCACAAAGAAAUAACUCCACACAUCAGGACGUUGCUUGCUCAGGGUAUUCUAAGGCCCUGUCAAUCAGCCUGGAACACCCCCUUGUUGCCAGUGCGGAAACCCCACUCGGAUGACUAUUGACCAGUGCAGGACCUCCGUGAGCCUUCCGCUGGCACCCAAAAGCCAGCACAUCUUCGCAUUUGAAUGGAGUGACCCUGAGCAGGGCAUCAACGGACAGCUGACCUGGACCCAACUUCCUCAAGGAUUUAAAAACUCCCCCACCAUUUUUGACGAAGCUUUGCAUGAAGACUUGGGCUGGACAGAGGCUUUCCCCACCAAGCACGAAACAGCACAGACUGUGGCCAAAAAGCUUUUAAAAGACAUCCUACCAAGG
Heterocephalus glaber (naked mole-rat) is the source of this 2596-nucleotide messenger RNA. The record is from RefSeq and is a predicted model, not a curated record. Lineage: Eukaryota; Metazoa; Chordata; Mammalia; Rodentia; Bathyergidae.